CUUGUCAUUCACACACCCAGUGUCCUGGGUCCGACUCCUCCACGAGACUCCGGAUCUCUUGACUGUCGUAAGCAGCGGUCACCCGUGCAGCAACACGCCUGGACCGUUGUUGGGAAAGAACCUGCUCACUCUACACAUGCGCAUUCAGGAUCGGCGUGUGGAAACCACGUCGUGGCGCUGCAGCAACACAGACGAGGCAAUAAUCUGAAGGACACGCCUGCGCGCGCGCGUGUCAGAGGGAGACCGCACACUGCGGAAGUCAGACACCUGUGCUGCACCUGCAGACGCGCGUGACGUCACCACUGUUCUCUUCCGGGUUCUUUGGCAAGAUGACGAGUUGUCCGUGACUCGGGUGUUUACUGACCGACCAGCCAACGGAACCAUGUCUGUCAACGAACUCUACACGAAGUUGACGCGGGUCUGGAUCCCGGACCCGGACGAAGUGUGGAGGGCCGCUGAGAUCACCCAGGACUACAAAGAGGGCGAGCCGCUGAUGCACCUGAAGCUAGAGGAUGAGACGCCGCUGGAGUACGCUGUGGAUGGCAAGAGCCACCCGCUUCCCUUCCUGCGGAACCCAGAUAUCUUGGUGGGAGAGAACGACCUGACGGCGCUCAGCUACCUGCAUGAACCUGCCGUGCUGCACAACCUGCGGGUUCGAUUCCUGGAGUCCAACCACAUCUAUACCUACUGUGGGAUUGUCCUGGUGGCCAUCAACCCAUACGAGCAGUUGCAGAUCUAUGGCGAGGAGGUGAUCAACGCCUACAGCGGGCAGAACAUGGGAGACAUGGACCCGCACAUUUUCGCUGUCGCUGAGGAAGCGUUCAAGCAGAUGGCAAGGGACGAGAGGAACCAGUCCAUCAUUGUCAGUGGUGAGUCCGGCGCCGGGAAAACCGUUUCCGCCAAGUACGCCAUGAGGUUCUUUGCCACCGUGGGCGGCUCGACCAACGACACCAAUGUGGAGGAGAAGGUCCUGGCAUCCAGCCCGAUCAUGGAGGCCAUUGGGAAUGCCAAAACCACCCGGAACGACAACAGCAGCCGCUUCGGAAAAUACAUCCAGAUCGGAUUCAGCCGGCACUUCCACAUCAUCGGUGCCAACAUGCGCACCUAUCUGCUGGAGAAGUCGCGUGUGGUCUUUCAGGCAGAAGAUGAGAGGAACUACCACAUCUUCUACCAGCUCUGCGCUUCGUCCUCCUUACCUGAGUUCAGUGACCUGGCACUCGGCAGUGCAGAGGACUUUGUCUACACCAGCAUGGGUGAGAACAUCUUCAUCGAUGGUGUGAGUGACGCGGACGACCUCGUCAAGACGUGCAACGCCUUCACACUGCUUGGGAUCAAGGAGAGCAGUCAGAACAACAUAUUUAAAAUCCUGGCCUCAAUUCUGCACCUGGGGAAUGUGGAGAUCGUGUCAGAGCGUGAUGGCGAGUCCUGCCACAUUUCGAGGGACGAUCUUCACCUGCAGCACUUCUGUCGGCUGCUGGGCGUGGAGCUGCCACAGAUGGAGCACUGGCUCUGUCACAGGAAGUUGAUAACGGCGACAGAGACUUACGUGAAAACCAUGACCAGCCGCCAGGCUGCCAAUGCUCGCGACGCACUCGCCAAACACAUCUACGCUCACCUCUUCGACUGGAUCGUGGAGCAGAUCAACCUCUCGCUCAAGACCUCCUCCAAACAGCACUCCUUCAUCGGGGUGCUGGACAUCUAUGGGUUUGAGACCUUUGAGGUGAACAGCUUUGAGCAGUUCUGCAUCAACUAUGCCAACGAGAAGCUCCAACAGCAGUUCAACUCUCAUGUGUUCAAGCUGGAGCAGGACGAGUACAUGAAGGAGCAGAUCCCCUGGACUCUCAUCGACUUCUACGACAACCAGCCGUGUAUCGACCUGAUUGAGGCCCGGCUCGGUGUUCUGGACCUGCUGGAUGAAGAGUGCAAGGUACCAAAGGGAACGGACCAGAACUGGGCCCAGAAGCUGUACCAGAAGCACUCGGGCAGCGCUCACUUCCAGAAACCCAGAAUGUCCAACACUUCCUUCAUCAUUGCACACUUCGCUGACAAGGUGGAGUAUCAGUGCGACGGUUUCCUGGAGAAGAACCGGGACACGGUGUAUGACGAGCAGGUCAACAUCCUGAAGGCCAGUCAGUUCAAGCUGGUGGCCGAUCUGUUCCUGGACAAAGACGAUGUGGUGUCGUCCAAGUCGGCCAGAGUCAACGUGCGAGCAGCCAAGUCGGCGCCCAAGGCCCCAAACAAGGAGCACAGGAAGAGUGUGGGACUGCAGUUCCGCAGUUCUCUUCACCUCCUGAUGGAGACGCUCAACGCCACCACACCACACUACGUCCGCUGCAUCAAACCCAACGACCUGAAGGAGCCAUUCUCUUUCGACCCGGGUCGUGCAGUACAGCAGUUAAGGGCCUGUGGUGUCCUGGAGACGAUCCGGAUCAGUGCAGCGGGUUAUCCAUCCAGGUGGACCUAUCCCGACUUCUUCAGUCGGUACAGAGUGUUGAUGAAGAAGAGCGAUGUGACAUCCUCAGACAAGAAGCUCGUCUGCCGGAACCUUCUGGAGAAGCUGAUCCAGGACCCGGACAUGUUCCAGUUUGGCCGGACCAAGAUCUUCUUCAGGGCGGGGCAGGUGGCGUACCUAGAAAAGCUCCGAGCCGACAAGUUCCGCUCGGCCUGCAUUCUGAUCCAGAAGAUGGUGCGCGGCUGGCUGCAGAGAGUGCGCUACCAGAAGAUCUACAAGUGUGCAGUGUUGCUGCAGAGAUACGGGCGCGGCUACCUGGCACGCAGGUACGCCGACUACCUCCGCCUGACUCGAGCGGCUCUCGUCUGUCAGAAACAGUUCCGCAUGGUGAGAGACAGACGAGCUUUCCUGAGGGUGAGACGGGCAGCAGUCACCAUCCAGGCGUACACACGAGGGAUGUACACACGGCGCAUCUACCAGGAGUUCCGAUUGCAUCACAAGGCCCUGAUCAUCCAGAGGAACGUGCGCGGCUGGCUCCAGAGAAGGCGCUUCCUGCGAGCUCGCGCCGCUGCCGUGGUGAUCCAGUGUUCCUUCAGACGGCUGCUGGCACGCCGACAGCUGAAGGCACUGAAGAUCGAGGCCCGCUCGGCCCAGCACCUGAAGAAGCUCAACACUGGCAUGGAGAACAAGAUCGUGCAGCUGCAGCGCAAGAUGGACGACCAGUCCAAGGAGCUGCGGGCCCAGAACGAGCAGCUGCAGCAGGUCAACGUGACCCUCGGCUCAGAAGUUCAGAGUCUGCAGAAGAAGCUGCAGGAGGCCCAGAGUCGUCAGAGCGGAGGUGACCAGUUGGGGGAGCUGCAGGCCAACCUUGACAAGCUGCACGGGGAGAUGGAGGAGGCUCAGAACCAAAAGAACAUGAUGCAGGACCAGCACAAUAUCGAGAAGAUGGACCUGCUGCAGAGGGUGGAGGAGCUGGAGGCGGAAAACGCCUUGCUCAAGAGUGAGAAGGAAGAACUGAACCAGAGGAUUAUGAACCAAUCACAGAGCAGCAGUGACAGUGGAGCCACUCUGCAACUGCAGCUCGACGAGGAGCGAAAACUUUAUCAGAAUCUUUUAAAAGAAUUUUCGAGGCUGGAACAGAGAUAUGACAACCUUAAGGAGGAAGUGUCGCUGAACAAGUUCCAGCCAGGUCACAGGAGAACCUUGUCCAACCUCAGCAGUCCGGAUUCCGACUCCAACUACCCGUCCGUGUCCACCUCUGAGGUGGGUGACACUGAGGACUCGCUGCAGCAGGUCCAGGACAUGGGCGUGGAGGCGGCAGCGUUGGACAUCAGUGUGUUCAUGAAGCUGCAGAAGAGAGUGCGGGAGCUGGAGCAGGAGCGCCGGCGCCUGCAGACCAAUCUUGAUCAGAAGGAGGCGCUGACACGCCGCAAUUCUGAGAUUAAACACUCAGAACAAGAAGCUGCCGAUCUGGCCUACAACACACUUAAGACGAAGGAGCUGGAGUCAGAGAACAGCAAGCUGAAGAACGAGCUGAGCGAGCUGCGGCGCAGCGUGGCUGAGCAAGCGGUCCAGAGUGGAGCAGGGCCACAGCAGCAGGAGAGCUACUCCGUCCUGCUGAAUCAGCUCAAGUCUGCCAACGAGGAGCUGGAUGCACGCAAGGAGGAGGUGCUCAUGCUCAAGACGCAGAUCGUGGCAGCGACCCAACAGCUCGACAACCACAUGGAGAAACUCCCAGAGGACAAGGAUGAGGCCAUCGAGUCUCUGACUGAGGCUAAGAGAGGUCUGAACUGGUCCGACGGGUCCAGUUGUUCUGACCCUGGUGUGGAAGAGGACCGGGAGCUGGUUCUCGCGUAUGAAGGUCUAAAACAAGUCGCCAGGCUUUUGGAGUCGCAGCUCCAGUCUCAGUCGCGCUGCCAUGCCGACGAGUUAGAGGCACUGCAGUCGCAGAUCGAGUGUCUCCGUGACGACGUGGAGAAGAAGCAGCAGCUGCUGAGCUUCACCUCGUCGCUGUCGCCCCAGGCUCAGGUAGAGUUUGGGGUGACGCAGGAGAUCAGCCGACUGACCAACGACAACUUGGACCUCAAGGAGCAGCUGGAGAAACUGGACAAGAACGAGAGGAAGCUGAAGAAGCAACUGAGGAUCUACAUGAAGAGAGUGCAGGAGCUGGAGGUUUCUCAAAGCAACAGGGCCAAGCCAGAACUGGGCCGACAGGUGACGGUGCAGAGGAAGGAGAAGGACUUUGACGGCAUGCUGGAGUUCAGCCGUGAGGACGAGACGCAGCUUGUCAAGACCCUGGUGACAGACGUGAGGCCAGAGGACGUGGCGGCAACGGUGCCCUGCCUGCCAGCGUACAUCCUCUUCAUGUGUGUCCGUCACGCCGAUUACAUCAACGACGACCAGAAGGUGGAGUCUCUACUGACCUCCACCAUCAACGCCAUCAAGAAGGUUCUGAAGAAAAACAACGAAGACUUUGAGAUGACAUCGUUCUGGCUUGCUAACACCAGCCGCAUCCUCCACUGCCUGAAGCAGUACAGUGGCGAGGAGGCCUACAUGACCCAGAACACGGCCAAACAGAAUGAGCACUGCCUGAAGAACUUUGACUUGGCCGAGUACCGGCAGGUUCUGAGCGACCUGUCCAUCCAGAUCUACCAGCAGCUGGUGCGUGUGGCCGAGGCUGCCAUCCAGCCCAUGAUUGUGUCCGCCAUGCUGGAGAGCGAGAGCAUCCCCAGUCUGGCCGGAGUGAAGCCCAUGGGCUACCGGAACCGCUCGUCCAGCAUGGACAUGGACGCUGGCGGACCCACGAGCUACACGCUGCAGGAGCUGAUUCGCCAGUUGGCGCACUUCCACGGGCUGAUGCGGGACCACGGGCUGGACCCUGAGAUCAUCGAGCAGGUGGUGCGCCAACUAUUCCACUGCAUCAACGCCGUCACGCUCAACAACCUGCUGCUGCGCAAAGACGUGUGCAGCUGGAGCACAGGCAUGCAGCUGCGCUACAACACCAGUCAGCUGGAGGAGUGGCUCCGAGGGAAUAACCUGUACCAGAACCGGACCACCGCCGUGCUGGACCCAGUCAUCCAGGCCGCACAGCUGCUGCAGGUGAAGAAGAAGAGCAGUCAGGACGCCGAGGCCAUCUGCUCGCUGUGCACUGCGCUCACCACCCAGCAGAUCGUCAAGAUUUUGAACCUGUACACGCCGCUCAACGAGUUUGAGGAGCGAGUGACCGUGUCGUUCAUCCGGAACAUUCAGAACCGCCUGCAGGACAGGAACGACCCUCCACAGCUGCUUCUGGACACCAAACAAACCUUCCCGGUGGUCUUCCCUUUCACCCCAUCCAACCUGAGCCUGGAGACGCUUCACAUCCCGGCCUCACUCAACCUGCACUUCCUCUUCCGAGCCUGACCUUCUGUCCAGGUGCUUGACUGACAGCUCAGCAAGAGGCAGACGUCUGGUGAAGCAACUGACAAGUGCCUGUCUCCAUGAUGAUGUCACUGCUUUUAUAACGUCGUUUUACAGUUUGAAUAA
Molecule: messenger RNA, 5977 nt
Organism: Synchiropus splendidus (mandarinfish)
Lineage: Eukaryota; Metazoa; Chordata; Actinopteri; Syngnathiformes; Callionymidae
Gene: myo5b
Product: myosin VB
Exons: 40
Coding region: 383-5854 (1823 amino acids)
Biological process (GO): actin filament organization; vesicle transport along actin filament
Cellular component (GO): cytoplasm; actin cytoskeleton; vesicle
Molecular function (GO): microfilament motor activity; ATP binding; actin filament binding
Source: RefSeq, a predicted model, not a curated record